Molecule: messenger RNA, 552 nt
Organism: Symbiodinium necroappetens
Lineage: Eukaryota; Dinophyceae; Suessiales; Symbiodiniaceae
Source: the annotation of a GenBank genome assembly
AUGCCGGCCCGUGGCAUCGGUCGCGUUGGCGCUUUUGGCAUCUUUGCUUUGACUCCUGGACAUUGCCAGGAUGUCCAGCAAAGCGAGCGCCUGCAAGCGUUGCUCUCCGAGCUUGAUGAGCCGUGGCCUUUGCGGGAGCAAGCGCUGGGCGAUGCUGGAACCUAUGGUGAACUGAGGGCUGCUGGUGUGGCGGCCAUGCUGGACUUCUUCGCCUCGCUUUCCCCCCUUGGUCCUGACGAUGUCUUUGUUGACCUCGGCUCUGGUCGCGGCCGCGUCCCAGCGCAGGUGGUGUUGCAGAGCCCCGCCCAUGCAGUUGGCAUCGAGCUCUCACUGUCCCGUGCUGCUGCAGCUUCCAGACUGCAAGGGGCUCUUCAGCGUCGCGAUGAAGAGAGCUCAUCGCGGCUGGCAUUGCUCCAAGGAGACUUCCGGGAGAUGAAGACUUGGUCCAGCGCUACGCUGGUCUAUGUCAACUCCGCAGCCUUCCCUGCGAAGCUCCUUUUCGAGCUGAGAGCUGCGUUUCAGCAGCUGCAACCCGGCUCCCUGGUGCUCACC